AUGGGCUUCCCGCGAGCUCGAUUCAGCCAUCGUUCCCUUAGACGCCUGGCCGGUUGGAUCUUCUGGCUGAGCCUCCUCGGUCUGGGCAGCUCCCUCGGACUCGCCUACUGGGCUCACGCGCUCAAACAACGCCUCGGCGACCACAUGGAUCUCGCCCUGCCGACCGAGGGCUACCUCUUGCCCGGGACCCUCGGCCUCGCGGCCCUCCUUACCCUACCCUGCCACUUGGUGGGCAUCGCCCUCUGGCCCAGCCUCGUCAAAGACUUUGCCCGCCGAACGUGCCAGAGCAGAGGUAAAAAAAGAGUGAGCCGGCUGUUGUUGCUGCACGCGGUGCUCUCGUGUCUGUCGGGCUGGUUGGUGGGGGGCGCGUGCGCCGGGGGUGCGUACUACUUUGCCCAGACGCGGCGUCGACUUGGCCAAGGUCUGCGUCGGGCUGUACGGCACUACCGAGACGACGGGGACGUCAAGGCUCGGCUGGACCGGCUACAAGUCGAGCUGAGCUGCUGCGGGAGCGAGUCCUUUGUCGACUGGUUCUUUGUUCCCUGGGCCAAGACGGACCUUGGCGGGGGCGAGGAUGACGACGAAGACGAGGAGACCUUCGAUCCCGAGAACGAGGAAUCGAUCGAGCCCCAAAUGCAACAGCGACAUUUGCUACAAAGUCAACAUCGCGCCGAUCCUCGGCUCGUCCCCCGGGAUGCUUACGUGUACCUAGCUUCGACGGACGUACCGUAUUCCUGCUGCCUGGCCGAGGUCCUGCAGAGCUGCGAGCACCGGAACCUCUUCGCCCUGGCGACUCUGAGCAUCGCGACCGAGGGCUGUCGCGCCAAGCUGCUCCGUAUGGCCGACCAAGCCGGCUGGGAGAUAUUUGCCUGUCUCGUCGCACUGGCUAUCUAUCAGAGCCACGAGGAAAAGGAGUGCCUGGUUCCCGACGUCGAUGCUAGCCGUAGGACGAAAUCGAAAAAACUUUGCGAAGAAGAGGAGAGCAACGACGAAAAGGAUGAAGAUGAGGACGCUGGGGACGACGAGGACAGCGGUAGCACCAUCAGCUGCAGCGAUGACAGUAGCAAAGGCAGAUGCCGGGGUGGCGCAUCCGCGACAGUGAAGUACGCAAUGUCCUGA
Messenger RNA from Copidosoma floridanum, 1119 nucleotides. RefSeq lists its product as uncharacterized. The record is from RefSeq and is a predicted model, not a curated record. NCBI's taxonomy places the organism in Eukaryota, Metazoa, Arthropoda, Insecta, Hymenoptera, Encyrtidae. Gene Ontology annotation, cellular component: membrane.